UUCAACCUCCUCCAGGAUUGCAGCUCUGUGUCGCACCGGUUCAACCUCCUCCAGGAGAGCAGCUCUGUGUCGCACCGGUUCACCCUCCUCCAGGAGAGCAGCAGACACAAACUCUCUGAGGUUCAACUGUUACAAUGAUCCAAUAGAAACCGCUCUGUCAGAGACAGAGAGAGAGAUACAGAGAGUUGACGAGAGAGGCAAUAGGAGCAGCCGUGGAGGACUAAGAAAAGGAUGACCCUGUGAUCUUGCCAAGGAUGAGCAGAGACGAGGAGAGACGCAUCACUAUGAAUAAGGCCAAGAGAAAGUCUCGUGUGGACAGCCCUGGAGGUGUGAGAAGCAGGAGAACGGUUCAGAGGAGGAUGACCUGCCCUAGUUUCCCGGAGAUCACUAGAGUGCUGCAGAACCCUGUCCCCAGUCCCCUGACCCGUUCUGCUAGCCUAGACGAGCUCAUCCUGCGAUGCCUGCACUGCUUCGACUCGGAUGGAAAGCUUUCGCGGGGAUCUCAGCUCGUUCACAUGACUCUGAUGAUGCACAGCUGGGUUGUUCCCUCACAGACCUUCGCCCAGAAACUCCUCGCCCUCUAUAAGGACUGUCCAGUGGAAAAGAGAGGACUGAGACGACCGCAGGUCUGCCACCUUAUCAGACAGUGGAUCAGCAGGUUCCCAGCGGUGUUUGAGGCUGACCCUCAACUAGAGCAGAUGAUGGGAGAAUUGUGGACCCUGGCCAGGUCUGAGACACAGGACAUCAUAGACACAUCCUACCUUUAUGAUGCCAUCCCACCAUGUCUGUUUGAGUACGCUUCCUGUCACAGAGGGAAAUGUUCCUGUACGUUUGAGACCUUCUCACAACUCAGUCCAGUGAUCCCAGCCUCCCAGGCCCCGUCUCAGUCUGUAAAGAAGAGGAAGGUCUCUCUACUGUUUGACCACAUGGAGCCGGAUGAGAUGGCUGAACACCUCUCCUACCUGGAGUUCAAAAACUUCUGCAACGUCUCGUUCCUGGAUUACCGUAGCUACGUGGUGCGUGGCUCUGUGAGGGACAACCCAUCCCUGGAGCGCAGUGUCAUGAUGUGUAAUGGGGUGUCUCAGUGGGUCCAGCUGAUGAUUCUGAGCAGACACACUGCACAGCAGAGAGCCCAGGUCUUCACCAAGUUCCUACACGUAGCCCAGAGGCUGCAUGCGCUGCAGAACCCCUUCAACACUCUGAUGGCGGUGACGGGUGGUCUGUGAUCAACAGCUCCAUCUGAUGGGAUCCUUAGCUCAGAUGUUCUAGCUACCAUUACCGAGAUGACAGAGCUGCUGUCCUCCUCCAGUAACUAUAGUAACUACCGACGGGUGUACAGUGAGUGUUCAGGGUUUAAAGUGCCUAUCCUGGGGGUCCACUUGAAGGACCUGAUCUCCCUGAACGAGGCCCUGCCAGACUACCUGGAGGAGCAGAAGAUUAACCUGGGGAAACUGCAGCAUCUCUACUCUAACAUCUCUGACCUGCUGUCGGUACACUCCUGCUCUCCUCCGUUUGAAGCCAACAAGGAUCUGCUGCAUCUACUUACCCUGUCUCUGGAUCUGUACUACACAGAAGAUGAGAUCUAUGAGCUGUCCUACACCAAGGAACCCAAGAACCCUAAGACACAGCCUGUAGCACCUGUCAAAUCCCCAGUUGUAGCAGAGUGGGGGUCAGGGGUGACUCCGAGGCUGGACCCAGACACCAUUUCUAAACACGUCAAACAGAUGGUGGAUUCCAUCAUGAAGAACUACGACCUGAACCAGGAUGGGUACAUCUCUCUGGAGGACUUUAAGAAGAUAGCAGCUAACUUCCCCUUCUCCUUCUGCAACAAUGAUAGUGACAGAGAGGGGGAGAUCAGUCAUCAGCAGAUCAACUCCUACUUCAUGAGGGGGAUGUCCGUAUGUGCCAAACUAGGAUACAACUUCAAGAACGUUCACAACUUCCACGAGACCACGUACAAGCGACCCACCUUCUGUGACACUUGUGGAGGCUUUCUGUGGGGAGUUAUCAAGCAGGGCUUCCACUGUCGAGACUGUGGGGUAAACUGUCACAGACACUGCCAGGACCUGUGUGGGAUGCAGUGUGUGAAGAGAGACAGGGUGUAUGCUGGGUCAUGUCCCUCCACCCCUGCCUCAGCCCUCACUCCUGUCCCAGACCUCCUGACCAAGGCAAACAGCUGGAGUUCGUCAGAAGACAACACCUUUGUUUUCCCCGGGGGUAACAGUAAUUGGGGUAACAACCGUAAUAGGAGGGACUUGGACCGGUCCACUCUGGGUAACAGGGGUGACUCUGCGCUCUCAGACCGGUCCACCCAGACAGACCCGGGGUUGUGGAUGCCAGUUCUCCCGAUAGAGAGAGACAGGGGCUGUGUUGUGAAGCCCCAGAGAUUCCUUGGCUCCUCCAUGCCUGCCUCCUUCCUGCAGGAGAAGAUGGAGGAACUCAACUUGAUCAGAGAUAAGAGCAGAGAACCCGACUGAGCUGGGACACUGGAUACCCAUGGACAGACACACACACACACGAACGGACACGCACACGAACAGACAGAAAGACACACACACACAGACACACACACAAACGGACAGACACAAACACACACGGAAGGACAGACACACACACACACGAACGGACACACACAGAGACACACACACACGGACGGACAGACACACACACGAACGGACACGCACACGAACAGACAGAAAGACACACACACACACGAACGGACACACACGAACGGACGCACACACACACACGAACGGACGGACACACAGACGCGCGCGCAUAAGGACAGACACACACACUCAUACACAUCCAGACAUCAAAUAAACUGGGUUUGUGUGGGCUGUGUUAGAGCCAAUGGGUUUGUGUGGGCUGUGUUAGAGCCAAUGGGUUUGUGUGGGCUGUGUUAGAGCCAAUGGGUUUGUGUGGGCUGUGUUAGAGCCAAUGGGUUUGUGUGGGCUGUGUUAGAGCCAAUGGGUUUGUGUGGGCUGUGUUAGAGCCAAUGGGUUUGUGUGGGCUGUGUUAGAGCCAAUGGGUUUGUGUGGGCUGUGUUAGAGCCAAUGGGUUUGUGUGGGCUGUGUUAGAGCCAAUGGGUUUGUGUGGGCUGUGUUAGAGCCAAUGGGUUUGUGUGGGCUGUGUUAGAGCCAAUGGGUUUGUGUGGGCUGUGUUAGAGCCAAUGGGUUUGUGUGGGCUGUGUUAGAGCCAAUGGGUUUGUGUGGGCUGUGUUAGAGCCAAUGGGUUUGUGUGGGCUGUGUUAGAGCCAAUGGGUUUGUGUGGGCUGUGUUAGAGCCAAUGGGUUUGUGUGGGCUGUGUUAGAGCCAAUGGGUUUGUGUGGGCUGUGUUAGAGCCAAUGGGUUUGUGUGGGCUGUGUUAGAGCCAAUGGGUUUGUGGGCUGUGUUAGAGCCAAUGGGUUUGUGUGGGCUGUGUUAGAGCCAAUGGGUUUGUGUGGGCUGUGUUAGAGCCAAUGGGUUUGUGUGGGCUGUGUUAGAGCCAAUGGGUUUGUGUGGGCUGUGUUAGAGCCAAUGGGUUUGUGUGGGCUGUGUUAGAGCCAAUGGGUUUGUGUGGGCUGUGUUAGAGCCAAUGGGUUUGUGUGGGCUGUGUUAGAGCCAAUGGGUUUGUGUGGGCUGUGUUAGAGCCAAUGGGUUUGUGUGGGCUGUGUUAGAGCCAAUGGGUUUGUGUGGGCUGUGUUAGAGCCAAUGGGUUUGUGUGGGCUGUGUUAGAGCCAAUGGGUUUGUGUGGGCUGUGUUAGAGCCAAUGGGUUUGUGUGGGCUGUGUUAGAGCCAAUGGGUUUGUGUGGGCUGUGUUAGAGCCAAUGGGUUUGUGUGGGCUGUGUUAGAGCCAAUGGGUUUGUGUGGGCUGUGUUAGAGCCAAUGGGUUUGUGUGGGCUGUGUUAGAGCCAAUGGGUUUGUGUGGGCUGUGUUAGAGCCAAUGGGUUUGUGUGGGCUGUGUUAGAGCCAAUGGGUUUGUGUGGGCUGUGUUAGAGCCAAUGGGUUUGUGUGGGCUGUGUUAGAGCCAAUGGGUUUGUGUGGGCUGUGUUAGAGCCAAUGGGUUUGUGUGGGCUGUGUUAGAGCCAAUGGGUUUGUGUGGGCUGUGUUAGAGCCAAUGGGUUUGUGUGGGCUGUGUUAGAGCCAAUGGGUUUGUGUGGGCUGUGUUAGAGCCAAUGGGUUUGUGUGGGCUGUGUUAGAGCCAAUGGGUUUGUGUGGGCUGUGUUAGAGCCAAUGGGUUUGUGUGGGCUGUGUUAGAGCCAAUGGGUUUGUGUGGGCUGUGUUAGAGCCAAUGGGUUUGUGUGGGCUGUGUUAGAGCCAAUGGGUUUGUGUGGGCUGUGUUAGAGCCAAUGGGUUUGUGUGGGCUGUGUUAGAGCCAAUGGGUUUGUGUGGGCUGUGUUAGAGCCAAUGGGUUUGUGUGGGCUGUGUUAGAGCCAAUGGGUUUGUGUGGGCUGUGUUAGAGCCAAUGGGUUUGUUUCUCAAUAUGCAUCCUACCGUGCUCCACACUCAUGCUCUCUUCAGGACGUUCUCCCGAGUGCUUUCUCUUCAGGACGUUCUCCCGAGUGCUUUCUCUUCAGGACGUUCUCCCGAGUGCUUUCUAUUCAGGACGUUCUCCCGAGUGCUUUCUCUUCAGGACGUUCUCCCGAGUGAAUUCCCUUCAGGACGUUCUUUUGAGGUUGAGAGUGUGGAGAACACAUAAUUACUUUCCAUUUGAGAUGUGCACUUCCCCCGACUGUAUUACCUCACACUGCACCUCCCCAUUCACCGACCCUCCUUCCAGCCAGGACAAUGACGACAACAGACGAAGAUAUACACAAAGCUAACUUUUUACUUCAUAAUUAUCAGCUAGAUAUAUGUGAAUAGUUGUAAUCUAGCUAGCCAGGGAAAAAAAUGAACAGAAACUAAUGUCAUGCAAGACACAAUCGAUGUCAAUUCUUUGUGGGUAAGCGAGCUAACAUUUUUUCCCCUCCCGUGGCUAGCCAGUUAGCCCUAUUGAUUUACUAUGGACUUAACCCAUUCCUUCUUCUAGCCAGGACAAUAAUGGCAAUAGAGACGAAAAAAAACAAUAUAUACACGAAGCAAAUGUUUUACUUCAUAACUCUGAGCUAGCUGCAUUGCUUGCUGUUUUGGGGGUUUUUAGGCUGGGUUUCUGUACAGAACUUUGUGACAUCAGCUGAUGUAAAAAUGUCUUUAUGAAUAUGUUUAAUUGAUUGAUUGCUAUAUGUUUACCGUAAUAAUGUAGCUAACCAGAUAGAAUAACAGGCAAAAAAAACGACAUAAACCAAUGUUAUCCAAGAUAGAUAUCAAUUCUUCGUGGGCAGCAAGCUAACAAUUAUUUGUGGCUCUCUGGCUAGCUAACAGUAGUAGUUAGCCAGUUAGCUCUAUUGACCACAACAAUGGGCUUACGACCUACGCUCACCUUACAGUGGGUCCUGUAGGAAGGUAACCAUGCCAAAACGGGCUGUAUUUAUUAACGUAGCAAGAUAAAAUAUUGUAGUCAGGCAAACGUAUAUGAUUAGCUAACAUUUAAAUUCCCAAGUCGCGUUGUAUUUUCGCUUCAGCUCAAGUAAUGGCCGCCAUUGAUUCUAAUCGAAUGUGUGUCAUUUUGUUUGUUGUGUUUUUUUUGUAAUCAUAUUUCUUUGCAUUUGCUUUCUGUUGAAGCUUACAUCGAUGCAUGCUUCAAAAUAUGUACGCAUUCGAAUAGUACCCUCAAUGCACUGUUUCGUAUACUUCGAUUUGGGACUCAACCUCCGACCCUCCCGUGCUACAAUAUGCCACGGUAUUAUGGAUUUUUGAUAAACACACAUUGAUGGAACCUGAUCAUUUUUAAGUAGAGUUAAUGUAACAAAAAAAAAACACAAAAAAAACGUUUUCCCGUGACUUCUACAAUCUAUUUUUGUUUUUUCUAAAUAUAUACAGUGUAUUCUAACUGUUAUGUGAUGUAUAAUGUAUUUUUUUAAAUUUCGGAAUAUUCUUGAA
This is a messenger RNA of Oncorhynchus keta (chum salmon), 5960 nucleotides long. RefSeq names its product RAS guanyl releasing protein 4 (gene rasgrp4). Lineage: Eukaryota; Metazoa; Chordata; Actinopteri; Salmoniformes; Salmonidae. The transcript has 19 exons. Gene Ontology annotation, biological process: Ras protein signal transduction; positive regulation of GTPase activity. Gene Ontology annotation, molecular function: guanyl-nucleotide exchange factor activity; calcium ion binding. The record is from RefSeq and is a predicted model, not a curated record. Gene Ontology annotation, cellular component: plasma membrane.